CGCAGAACGGUCCUGCCUCAAAAAGACAGUUGCCUUAACCCAUGCAUCAUGGGAAACAAUCCCCAGUAAGUUUAAAACAACCAUUAUUGUUAACAACACAGCAAGCUGACAAAACAAUUGUUUGUUGACGUAUUAUUUUCAAUUAUGCUCUUCCGUCAUGUUCACAACCAGGUUCAAUAAUUUGUCAAUAUCUGGGGAUACGAGGUCUGAACAGAUCAAAACCACGGCCAAAGUCUACGCAGAUGUUCUGGCUAACAAGCCAAAAUCCUACUACGACUAUGACACCUACGACCCACCAACAGAAGACAGCUCGGAGUACUCACUGAUUCGCAAGCUGGGUCACGGCAAGUACAGCACGGUGUUCGAGGCCCACCACGACUCCCGCAACGAAAAGGUGAUACUGAAAAUACUCAAGCCGGUGAGGAAGAAGAAGGUGAAGCGUGAGAUUAAGGUGCUGGAGUGUCUGAAAGAUGGCAUGAACGUUGUGAAGCUGCUGGCGGUGGUGGACAUUCCGAACUCCCAGUUGCCGGCCCUCGUUUUCGAGAAGCUGCCCAACAAUGCGGAUUUCAAGAACAUCUAUUUAACAUUGAGCGAACCGGAUACUCGUUUUUAUGUGUACGAACUCUUGAAGGCUCUGGACUUUUGUCACAGCAAGGGUAUCAUGCACAGAGACGUGAAGCCGCACAAUAUUAUUGUGGACCAAGAUAAUCGCAGAAUAAGACUGAUUGAUUGGGGAUUGGCUGAAUUUUACCAUCCGCAACAAGAAUACAACGUGAGAGUUGCGUCCAGAUAUUUCAAGGGACCUGAACUACUUGUAGACUACGGAUAUUAUGAUUAUUCGUUGGACUUGUGGUCUCUAGGUUGUAUGUUCGCCUCCAUGAUCUUCAGAAGGGAACCGUUCUUCCACGGUAAUGAUAAUUAUGAUCAGCUGGUGCGCAUUGUGAAGGUUUUGGGUACGUAUGACUUCCAAACCUAUCUUCACAAAUACAAUAUCAUGCUAGACAAUAAAUUACAAGCGAUGAUCGGCUCAUAUCCUCGUAAACCAUGGCAAAGAUUUAUCACGACUGAAAAUGAAUAUUUGGUCAAUGAUCAAGCUUUGCACUUCUUAGAAAGUUUACUGAAAUAUGAUCAUGCUGAAAGAUUAACAGCAAAGGAAGCAUUGAAUCAUAGAUAUUUCCAGCAGUUUAAACGCAGGAAUACUGCCAGGUCUGUUGGUAGCUUCGCCGAGAUUGAUAAUUAAAUCAACGGGGGUUUAUUUUGACUACCAUAUUUGAUAUUACUGUUUUUAUGUUAAAUCGAAAAUUUCGUUUUGUAAGUUUUUUAUAGUUAAAUUGAGUUUGGAAUCAGAACAAUCUUUUAUUUUUGUUUUAUAAAUAAAAUGUUAUUUGUC
Molecule: messenger RNA, 1390 nt
Organism: Aethina tumida (small hive beetle)
Lineage: Eukaryota; Metazoa; Arthropoda; Insecta; Coleoptera; Nitidulidae
Product: casein kinase II subunit alpha
Exons: 2
Coding region: 158-1240 (360 amino acids)
Biological process (GO): protein phosphorylation
Cellular component (GO): protein kinase CK2 complex; nucleus; cytosol
Molecular function (GO): ATP binding; protein serine/threonine kinase activity
Source: RefSeq, a predicted model, not a curated record